UGUCAAACAUGGCUGAAGCGCCGCCGCUGCCGCUACUGCUGCCGCAGGGAAAAUGCUGAGCCCUCUCGGGCCCGGUGGGCGGCGGCGGCGAGGGCGGCGACGGGCACCCGCAUCCCCGGCGCGGCGGCGGCGGCGGCCAUGGCCCGGCUGGCCGACUACUUCAUCGUAGUAGGCUACGACCACGAGAAGCCAGGGUCAGGAGCAGGUCUGGGGAAAAUAAUCCAGAGGUUUCCACAGAAGGACUGGGAUGAUACACCUUUUCCACAGGGAAUUGAAUUGUUUUGUCAGCCUGGUGGGUGGCAGCUGUCCAGAGAGAGGAAGCAGCCAACGUUUUUUGUGGUGGUCCUGACAGAUAUUGACUCAGAUCGACAUUACUGCUCAUGCCUAACCUUCUAUGAGGCAGAGAUCAAUCUUCAGGGAACAAAGAAGGAAGAGAUUGAAGGUGAAGUGGAAGUGUCUGGUUUAAUUCAGCCUGCAGAAGUGUUUGCUCCCAAAAGCCUGGUGUUGGUAUCCAGAUUAGAUUAUCCAGAAAUUUUUAGGGCUUGCCUGGGUUUGAUCUACACUGUAUAUGUGGACAGUCUGAAUGUCUCCUUGGAAAGUCUCAUUGCAAACCUUUGUGCGUGUCUUGUCCCAACAGCAGGAGGGUCUCAGAAGCUGUUUUCCUUGGGUGCAGGAGAUAGACAGCUGAUCCAGACUCCCUUGCAUGAUAGUCUUCCUGUCACAGGCACUAGUGUGGCUCUCCUGUUCCAGCAACUGGGAAUUCAGAAUGUCCUCAGCCUCUUUUGUGCAGUCCUCACAGAAAAUAAGGUUCUCUUCCAUUCUGCAAGUUUCCAGAGACUUAGUGAUGCUUGUAGAGCCCUGGAAUCAUUAAUGUUUCCUCUUAAAUAUAGUUAUCCUUACAUUCCUAUUCUCCCGGCUCAGCUGCUGGAAGUUCUGAGUUCCCCAACACCUUUCAUUAUUGGAGUACAUUCUGUCUUUAAAACUGAUGUUCAUGAACUUUUAGAUGUAAUCAUAGCUGAUUUGGAUGGAGGCACUAUUAAAAUUCCUGAAUGUAUCCACCUCUCUUCCCUUCCGGAACCACUUCUACAUCAGACUCAAGCAGCUCUUUCUUUGAUUCUACACCCAGAUUUGGAAGUAGCAGAUCACGCUUUCCCCCCUCCACGAACAGCUUUAUCUCACUCAAAAAUGCUGGAUAAAGAAGUACGUGCAGUUUUUCUUAGAUUAUUUGCACAACUUUUCCAAGGAUAUAGAUCAUGCUUACAACUUAUACGAAUUCAUGCAGAACCAGUAAUACAUUUUCACAAGACAGCUUUCUUGGGACAGCGUGGUUUGGCUGAGAAUGAUUUCCUCACUAAAGUUCUCAGUGGAAUGGCAUUUGCAGGCUUUGUUUCAGAAAGAGGUCCUCCUUAUAGAUCCUGUGAUCUCUUUGAUGAGUUGGUAGCUUUUGAAGUAGAGCGAAUUAAAAUUGAAGAAAAUAACCCAUUGAAGAUGAUAAAGCAUGUCAGAGAACUUGCUGAGCAACUAUUCAAAAAUGAGAAUCCAAACCCUCAUAUGGCAUUUCAGAAAGUUCCACGCCCAACAGAAGGAUCCCACUUGCGAGUUCAUAUUCUUCCUUUCCCAAAGAUUAAUGAAACUCGGGUACAGGAGUUAAUGCAGGAAAAUCUUGCUAAGAACCAGAAUGCACCUCCUGCUUCAAGAGUGGAAAAGAAAUGUGUUGUGCCUGCAGGACCACCUGUUGUUUCAAUAAUGGAUAAGGUGACAACAGUUUUCAACAGUGCACAGAGAUUGGAAGUUGUUAGAAACUGCAUCUCAUUCAUAUUUGAAAACAAAACAUUGGAGACUGAAAAGACACUUCCUGCUGCAUUGAGAGCCCUUAAAGGAAAGGCAGCAAGACAGUGUCUCACUGAUGAGCUGGGUUUACAUGUUCAGCAAAACCGGGCAAUAUUAGACCAUCAGCAGUUUGACUACAUAAUAAGGAUGAUGAACUGUACUCUACAGGAUUGUUCAAGUUUAGAAGAAUAUAACAUUGCUGCAGCAUUACUCCCUUUGACCAGUGCUUUCUAUAGGAAACUGGCCCCUGGAGUCAGCCAGUUUGCUUACACCUGUGUACAGGACCACCCCAUUUGGACGAAUCAGCAGUUUUGGGAGACAACCUUUUACAGUGCGGUGCAGGAACAGGUUCGCUCCCUGUAUCUCUCAGCCAAGGAAGACAAUCAUGCCCCACAUCUAAAGCAAAAGGGUAAACUGUCUGAUGACCAGUAUCAGGAGAAGACAGCAAUGGACUUGGCAGCCGAGCAGCUACGCCUUUGGCCUACUCUGAGCAAAUCAACUCAGCAGGAGUUGGUGCAACGUGAGGAAAGCACUGUCUUCAGUCAGGCCAUUCACUUUGCAAACCUCAUGGUCAAUCUACUAGUUCCACUAGAUACAAGUAAAAACAAGCUCCUAAGAACAUCAGCACCAGGAGACUGGGAGAGUGGGAGCAACAGCAUUGUCACAAACAGUAUUGCAGGAAGUGUGGCUGAGAGCUAUGAUACAGAAAGCGGGUUUGAAGAUUCAGAGAAUAAUGACAUUGCCAAUUCUGUUGUGCGUUUCAUUACCCGAUUUAUUGACAAAGUUUGUACAGAGAGUGGAGUUACUCAGGAUCACAUCAAGAGCCUGCAUUGCAUGAUACCAGGAAUUGUAGCUAUGCACAUUGAAACCCUAGAAGCAGUGCAUCGUGAGAGUAGAAGACUUCCACCUAUACAGAAGCCCAAGAUUCUUAGACCUGCUCUACUGCCAGGAGAAGAAAUUGUUUGUGAAGGUCUUCGAGUCCUGCUGGAUCCUGAUGGAAGAGAAGAAGCCACUGGAGGCCUUCUUGGAGGUCCUCAGCUCCUGCCAGCAGAAGGAGCCUUGUUCCUCACCACAUACAGAAUUCUGUUCAGAGGGACUCCCCAUGAUCAGCUAGUUGGUGAGCAGACAGUUGUGCGAAGUUUUCCCAUUGCCUCCAUCACCAAGGAGAAGAAGAUCACAAUGCAGAACCAGCUACAACAGAACAUGCAAGAAGGACUACAGAUCACAUCAGCAUCUUUUCAGUUGAUUAAAGUAGCAUUUGAUGAAGAAGUGAGUCCAGAAGUAGUAGAGAUCUUUAAGAAACAGCUGAUGAAGUUUCGUUAUCCUCAGUCCAUUUUUACCACCUUUGCUUUUGCUGCUGGACAAACUACCCCUCAAAUAAUUUUACCCAAGCAGAAGGAAAAGAACACUUCCUUUCGUACCUUCUCAAAAACAAUUGUGAAAGGUGCCAAAAGGGCAGGGAAAAUGACAAUUGGGCGGCAAUAUUUAUUGAAGAGGAGGACAGGGACGAUUGUGGAAGAGAGAGUGAACCGUCCUGGAUGGAAUGAAGAAGAUGACAUAUCUGUUUCAGAUGAUAGUGAACUCCCCACAAGUACUACCCUGAAGGCCUCGGAGAAAUCUACGAUGGAACAGUUAGUGGAAAAAGCUUGUUUCAGAGACUAUCAGCGUUUAGGUUUGGGAACCAUAAGUGGCAGCUCUUCUCGCUCAAAACCAGAGUACUUUCGGAUCACUGCCUCCAACAGGAUGUAUUCACUCUGCCGGAGCUAUCCUGGCCUUUUAGUUGUACCUCAAGCUGUACAGGACUGUAGUUUACCAAGAGUAGCCUGCUGUUAUCGACACAAUCGCCUGCCUGUUGUAUGUUGGAAGAACUCAAGAAGCAGUACCCUGCUCCUCCGAUCUGGAGGAUUCCAUGGGAAGGGAGUAGUUGGCCUUUUUAAAUCUCAGAACUCCCCUCAGGCAGCUCCUACUUCCUCUUUAGAAUUUUCCAGUAGCAUAGAACAAGAAAAGUACUUGCAAGCCUUACUGAGUGCCGUUUCUGUCCAUCAGAAACUCAGUGGCAAUAACACCCUUACUGUCAGGCCAGCACUUGCACUGUCUCCAGGGACUGAAAGGAGGACUUCAAGAAUGUCCACUGUGCUUAAGCAGGUAGUGCCAGGACAUUUGGAUGUAAUCCCAUCCAAUAGCUUUGCUCGAGGAGGUGUUUGGGCAAGUCUUCGCUCUAGCACUCGCCUGAUCAGCUCUCCAACAUCCUUCAUUGAUGUUGGUGCCCGGCUGGCAGGCAAGGAUCACUCAGCGUCCUUCAGUAACAGCACUUACCUGCAAAACCAGCUCUUGAAACACCAAGCAGCCCUUUAUAUAUUUGGUGAGAAGUCGCAGCUAAGGAACUUCAAGUUAGAAUUUGCUUUAAAUUGUGAGUUUGUUCCUGUUGAAUUUCAUGACAUCCGACAAGUGAAAGCCAGUUUUAAAAAGCUGAUGAGGGCUUGUGUCCCAAGCACCAUCCCUACUGACUCAGAAGUGACCUUCCUGAGAGCCCUGGGAGACUCUGAGUGGUUCCCACAGCUUCACAGGAUAUUGCAGCUGGCUGUGGUUGUAUCAGAAAUACUUGAGAAUGGUUCCUCAGUUUUGGUGUGUUUGGAAGAAGGCUGGGACAUCACUGCACAAGUGACCUCCCUGGUUCAGUUACUCAGUGAUCCCUUUUAUAGGACACUUGAAGGCUUCCGGAUGCUGGUCGAAAAAGAGUGGCUCUCUUUUGGUCAUAAAUUCAAUCAGCGGAGCAGCUUGACCCUCAGCUGUCAGGGCAGUGGUUUCACUCCAGUUUUCCUACAGUUCUUAGAUUGUGUACACCAGGUUCACAACCAGUAUCCAACGGAGUUUGAAUUCAAUCUCUAUUACUUGAAGUUCUUGGCUUUCCACUAUGUGUCUAAUCGCUUUAAAACAUUUCUCCUGGAUUCAGACUAUGAAAGAUUAGAGCACGGAACUUUAUUUGAUGAUAAAGGAGACAAACAUGCCAAAAAAGGAAUUUGUAUUUGGGAGUGUAUCGAUAGAAUGCACAAGAGGAGUCCCAUUUUCUUUAAUUAUUUAUAUUCACCAGUGGAAAUAGAGGCCCUGAAGCCCAGUGUAAACGUUUCCAGCCUCAAGAAGUGGGAUUACUACGUAGAGGAGACCCUUUCCACGGGGCCUUCGUAUGACUGGAUGAUGCUGACCCCCAGGCAGUUCCCCUGCGAGGACUCUGAACUGGCAGGAGGAGCCGGGCCCCAGAGCCAGAGGAGAACAGUGUGGCCGUGCUAUGAUGAUGUCACCUGCACUCAGCCCAAUGCUCUCACCAGCCUUUUCAGUGAAAUUGAAAGAUUAGAGCAUAAAUUGAACCAAACCCCUGAGAAGUGGCAGCAGCUAUGGGAACGAGUAACCGUGGACCUUAAAGAGGAACCCAGGACAGACCGCCCUCAGAGACACCCUUCAGGCUCUCCAGGAAUUGUGUCUACCAACCUCCCUUCCUAUCAGAAGAGGUCUCUGCUGCACCUCCCAGACAGCAUCAUGGGGGAGGAACAGAAUGCCAGCAUCUCCCCAUCCAACGGAGUGGACCGGAGAGCAGCCACACUGUACAGCCAGUACACGUCCAAGAAUGAUGAAAACAGGUCCUUUGAGGGAACGCUCUACAAAAGAGGGGCUUUGCUGAAAGGUUGGAAGCCCCGUUGGUUCGUUUUGGAUGUAACAAAACAUCAGCUGCGAUACUAUGACUCGGGUGAGGACACAAGCUGUAAAGGCCACAUUGAUCUGGCUGAAGUAGAAAUGGUCAUCCCUGCUGGCCCCAGCAUGGGAGCCCCAAAGCACACGAGUGACAAGGCUUUCUUUGAUCUCAAGACCAGCAAACGUGUGUAUAACUUCUGUGCCCAGGAUGGGCAGAGUGCCCAGCAAUGGAUGGACAGGAUCCAGAGCUGUAUCUCUGACGCCUGAUGCCCAUGGUCAGCCCAAACAGAAGAGGGAGGAGGGCUCGUGCUGCCGGACAGGAAAAGUGUGAAUCCUUGAGGAGCUGACAGCUUCCUGCUCCGUGCUGACGAGUCAUCCUAGGGCCUAAGGUUCUCCUGCCGCGGCUUACCCAUUCCCCUCUUUCAGCAGUUGCUAUGUCUGCUUAGCCUGAGUGGAUGUGUCACGCAGGUCUAGUCAAGAGCCCCAGGCCCUCCCUGUAUCUUGCACUAGGUUGCUCUAACAGGGUCUUCAUGGUAAGGGAUCAGAAGAAUGCUUCCUGAGCCAACUGUCACCCAUACCCUAGGCAAAGUGGCUACCACCUACCUGGGUCCUUCUUCAUGAAAGCUAGAUGCUUUUAGCUCUUCAAGGUCCUAAUUUCCUUGGAGAGCUUUCUGACAAGCAAAAAAUCAAAAUCCUCCCAGACUAUCUUCCAUUCUGCAUAGAAUAGGUUUCCCAUCAGAGGCUUCUAUUCUUACUGCCUGACCUUUCGAGAUGCUCAGUUCUCUGGUGCUGUCAAAGGUGCUUUCACAAUACCUGCUCGGCCAUUGGGGUUCACAGCAAGACCAUCAGUGCUCAGUGGCAGGCAAAGGGGGCACACAAGGUUAUCCUGAUGGAAAAAGAUUGUCCAGGGAAUGAGGCAAUAAUCACCAGGCCAGUGCAGGAAAAUACUGCUUCCAAAACACUGAAUUUUCUAGGCCAAAGGUGCCCUGAGGAUCCAGGACUUUGUGUUCCCACGUAUUCUUCUGCUCCCUGACAGCUUCUUACACAAAAUAACAUGCAAAAUGCUGAAUGCACUAACUCACAAAACAGACACUUGCACUGAACUCCUAAUAAAGUGAAGAUGUUGGAAAGACAGAAGCCAGCUGUUUAUGACCACACGACGCCUGUGACAAGGGCUGUAUAGACUGUGGUCUCACUGUGGCGUGACUGGAUACCCAAAUGGCACCUUUGCACGUGAACAGUAAGGACUUGUUUAGUCUUUAGGGUUUCUUUACUCUUGAUAACCUGUGUUUGUUCAGCUUAAGAUACCGGGAAUGCUGUUUGUUCACCAUGAACAGAAACAGCUUUUCUGCCGCAGCCACUGCGGUCAACUGGAGUCGUAGGUAACUAGAUCAUUACAUUUGUUUUGAAAUGUUAAUAUGUUAAAUACCAAACUAAUAUUUCAAAAUAUGUAUAUAUGACUUCUGUAUCCUUGUUUUUCAGAUAGUCUGCUUAUAAUUUAAUAUAAAAUUAACUGAUUCAUUCGUAAGAUUUCAGUAAUGAAAUGGUUCCCUUUUUAAAAAGCCACUUUGUCUUUGUAGAUUAAAAAUAAAUCAGAUUUCCAAAUUUAAAAUUAUCUACACACUAGAAAACAGAACUGUGUUAAUAUAUAAGAAACUGGGGAAAAAUAACAAUGAAGGAUUUUUCUAUCAUUUUCAUUUUAUAAAUUGCCACCUGUGAAAAUGGUUUUUGCACAUUAUUUGUAUUUUUCUUUGUAUAUGAAAUAAUCUUUUGUACUCUGUAAAAUAUGGAGCCCAUUGUACCUUCAGCUAUUUGAGACUACGCAGUGCUUCUUUUGUAACUGGAUUCUUUUAACUUUCAUGAAGGCGCUGCAUGCCUUGCAUUCACUAACCACCUUGAAUUAAAUUUAUUUCUUAAGAAAAAGCCAUCCCUCAUUCACUGAAAUAAAGUUCACUGCACUGCGUAGCACUCGGAAGGCAACAUUUAUGAUUCAUACAUGGGACUAAACAUUCAAGCAUAAAAUACAGCAUAACCCAUUUCUGGCCUUGGUUCUAUUAAAUGUCAUCAGUGCCCUUUGCUCAGGAAGUAACCAGAGACACUAGAGAUGCUGACCUGAGCUUCUGGGAUCUGGACACACUGCUUCAGAGUUUAGGUAAGAGACCUGAAGCUGCCACUCCCACCCUGAGCCCCCAGUGAGCUGUGUGAAAUUACCUCUUCCGGGUCGCAGUUUCACCACCUACGGCAUAUGGCAAUUUGUGAAAAUUUUAGGCAGGAGAAAUUUAACUGUAGUUUGGAAGGAGGUUUUUCUG
Hippopotamus amphibius kiboko is the source of this 7826-nucleotide messenger RNA. It is a transcript of the gene SBF2, whose product is annotated as SET binding factor 2. Bases 139 to 5784 code for a protein of 1881 amino acids. The transcript has 41 exons. The record is from RefSeq and is a predicted model, not a curated record. Lineage: Eukaryota; Metazoa; Chordata; Mammalia; Artiodactyla; Hippopotamidae.